GAGUCGAAAGGAGCUCUCUUUCCCUGGGCCUCCUUUCCUGUGGCAGGCGCGGAGCGCUCCGUUCAGAGCGAGGCUUCGGGGUCGAAGUAUGCGCGUGAAAGGGGCGCGCGGAGGCUGUGGCUGCUGCUGCUUCGACUCCUCCGACCAUGCAAUGGCAGUCCUUAGUCUUGGCGCUGCUGGCGCUGCGGCUGGCCGGGCAGGCCCUUCUCUGGCUGGCGGGCCCCAGCCUGGGCUUCUACCAGCAGCGCUUCCGGGCUUUCUCGUGCGGCGGCGGCGGCGGCGGCAGCAGCCUGGCCAAGGAGAGCACCUCCCCGAACUCGCGGUGCCUCAAGCGCGGCUUGGUGGCCCCGCACUGGGCCUCUUUCCUGGGACGAGCUUGGGGAGGCGGUAAUGGCGCCUCCGCCGGCGGAGGAGGAGGAGGAGGAGGGUUCAGCUCCUCUGGCGAAAGCGGCGGCGGGGAAGGCGGCCGUGACUACGACUACGAACAGCGCUAUAGCCGGGCUUUCCCUCCUCAGCUCCGCGCCCAGCUCCGCGACGCCGCCCGCAGCAUGUUCGUCUUCGGCUACGACAACUACAUGGAGUACGCCUUUCCUCAGGACGAGCUGAACCCCAUCGAGUGCCGCGGGAGGGGGCCCGACCGAGCCGACCCUUCAAAUCUGAAUAUCAAUGAUGUCCUGGGAAACUACUCGCUUACUCUGAUCGAUGCAUUGGAUACCCUAGCAGUAAUGGGAAAUUCUUCAGAAUUCCAUAAAGCGGUGAAACUAGUAAUUGACACAGUAUCAUUUGACACUGAUUCAACUGUUCAAGUCUUUGAGGCAACAAUUAGAGUUUUAGGAAGUUUGCUUUCAUCCCACAUAAUAAUCACAGAUGCCAGGCAGCCUUUUGGUGAUAUGAGUAUUAAGGGCUAUGAUAAUGAACUCUUGCAUAUGGCUCAUGACCUAGCAGUAAGGCUCUUACCUGCUUUUGAAAACACCAAAACUGGAAUUCCUUAUCCUCGGGUAAAUCUAAGAACGGGAGUUCCUUCCGGAAGCAAUAAUGAGACUUGCACUGCAGGAGCUGGAUCAUUACUGGUGGAAUUCGGAAUUCUGAGUCGGCUUCUUGGAGAUUCAACUUUUGAAUGGGUUGCUCGCCGAGCUGUGAAAGCGCUCUGGAAUUUAAGGAGUAAUGACACUGGAUUAUUAGGUAAUGUAGUGAACAUACAGACUGGUCACUGGGUUGGAAAGCAGAGCGGUUUGGGAGCAGGAUUAGACUCUUUCUAUGAGUAUCUUUUAAAAUCCUACAUCCUUUUUGGAGAAAAAGAAGACCUUGAUAUGUUCAAUGAUGCUUAUCGGAGUAUUCAGAACUACCUAAGGCGAGGACGAGAAGCCUGUAAUGAAGGUGAAGGGGACCCACCACUCUAUGUUAAUGUAAAUAUGUUCAGUGGGCAGUUAAUGAACACCUGGAUUGAUUCUCUUCAAGCUUUUUUCCCUGGGCUUCAGGUUCUAAUAGGCGAUGUGGAAGAUGCCAUUUGCCUCCAUGCAUUUUAUUAUGCAAUAUGGAAACGGUAUGGAGCUCUUCCAGAGAGGUACAACUGGCAAUUACAGACACCUGAUGUCCUUUUUUACCCCUUAAGACCAGAGUUAGUAGAAUCUACAUACCUUCUUUAUCAGGCCACAAAGAAUCCUUUUUAUCUUCAUGUAGGAAUGGACAUUCUUCAGAGUCUGGAGAAACAUACAAAAGCAAAAUGUGGUUAUGCUACUCUUCACCAUGUCAUAGAGAAGUCCAAAGAAGAUCGAAUGGAAAGCUUUUUUCUCAGUGAAACAUGUAAAUAUUUGUAUUUGCUAUUUGAUGAAGAAAACCCUGUGCACAAAUCAGGCAAUAGGUACAUGUUUACUACGGAAGGUCACAUUGUUUCACUGGAUAAGCGCCUUCGUGUUCCAUUGUGGCAAGAUACUUUCCCAGAAGCGCAGAAGAAAUCUGAAAAACUAAAGCCUAAUGAGCUACGAACAAUUAACUCUACUUCUAAUUGCAACAGAGUACCCGAUGAGAGGAGAUACCUGCUACCUUUGAAGAGCAUUUAUAUGAGACAGAUUGAUCAGAUGGUGGGCUUGAUAUGAACAACUUUUCUUGCGGAGUAAUCCUUUAAACAUGCAGGGGAACGUCCUGUUCUAAAAAUGAUGCUCCUCUUGAGCUACAUAGCUUGGAGCAGGUGCAAGAGCCCAAGUAGCCACUCAUUUUAAUGAAGGAUUAAGUUUUAUGUUGAAAAAAGUGAUCUGAUGUUAGACCGCAGUUGUAACUGAAGCGGAGUCUAAAGUGGCACAUUCAGUAUAAUGUGAGCCAAAUUCUUAUUUGUGAAAGUUCAAUCUUUAUAUUGCUGAGGAAGACUUGAUAGUCUGAAAUUGCUUUAAAAAGGAGUGCAAAUGGCUUGCUUUGCCACCAUCUCUUACUUUGUGUCUGAAAUGAGAUAAAGAAUUUAGAAUUUUAAAUAUGCUUCUUUAAAAGGUAGGAAGAGGGUUGUGGAGGAGAGAAAAGGGAACAUGCAAUCUCUCUCACCAAGCUUGAUUGCCUCUUUCACCAGCAAUAAACAGUACAAAUUAUUGCUCAGGUAGGAAAAUGUCAGUAGGUUCUGGUUUACUCAAAAUGGCUUCCUGAAAAUGACAUGGCUUGUAAUACCAGUUAAAGUAUGGCAUCACUAUGUGGGGGCUAACAUCUAGAACAAUAUUGAAAAAAGUGUUCCUAAUUUGAAUUGAACAUUCAAGGAUGUAUAUAGAGUUUACUAAUUUUGGAAACCAGCGAUUUUUAAAAAGGUGCCUUCUGGUAGGUGAAAAUGCACAAAACCACUCAUCUCACUGACUUGAUGACCUUGCAUUGCUGAUUUUGAACACAUUCACAACAUUCUUCUGUUUGUAUUUAUCUUCUUAUUUGUGCCUCUCUGGGAGAUCUUCCUGAACUAAUACAGGAUCCAAGUAUUUACA
Messenger RNA from Pogona vitticeps (central bearded dragon), 2954 nucleotides. It is a transcript of the gene EDEM1, whose product is annotated as ER degradation enhancing alpha-mannosidase like protein 1. Gene Ontology annotation, molecular function: calcium ion binding; mannosyl-oligosaccharide 1,2-alpha-mannosidase activity. Lineage: Eukaryota; Metazoa; Chordata; Lepidosauria; Squamata; Agamidae. Gene Ontology annotation, cellular component: membrane. Gene Ontology annotation, biological process: carbohydrate metabolic process; mannose trimming involved in glycoprotein ERAD pathway; endoplasmic reticulum mannose trimming. The record is from RefSeq and is a predicted model, not a curated record.